AAUCUAAACGCAAUGUAUAUGCUAGGCCAAACUAAUAUUUAAGGGGCAUCGACAAUUGAAAUGAAGAAAGAGGAAGCCGUUAUUACUCAAAAUGUCAGAGCAACAUUAUUUGGUCGGCUCUACUAAACUGGGGCAGUUAAGCUCUGACUGAAAGGAUUAAAUAGAAGCACAUGAUGAUUGAACCCGUGAUUUUCACUAGGAGCAGAGCUCAUUCCACGGACUAAAUGAAUGAAUUUCCCUUUCUUUUCUUUCUUGACACUAGCCUGCUUCUCUCCAUCUAGUCCAUGAUGGCAUCCCCAAGGCUGGAGACGUUCUGCUGCCCAAACAGAGAUGCAUCGACCGAAUUUGUCAUUACUUUUCAGCCCCUCUUCUUUGGCGCCAUUUGCAUCGGCAGCGCAAGUUUAAGUUUGAUAUUUUCUAUACUACAAAUUUUGCCCAAACGUAGGGGUUACAGACGCCUUGGACAAUACCCCCUUCCCAAACCAGCGUCUUCGUCAAGAAUAUUGUUCAUCAUCACAAUAUGUGAUAUACUGGGAUGCGCAGGUAUCAUAGUGCGGUCUUCCAUCUGGCUGGGUUUGCCCAACCUCAUCACAGGGAUCAGCGUUGCCAACAACAGCGACGUGUGGCCGGAGGUGUUCUGUGUGGGAAGUGCAAUGUGGAUCCAGUUGUUUUUCAGUGCGUCCUUCUGGUGGACCUUCUGUUACGCUGUGGACGUCUUUCUGGUGGUCAAAAGAUCUGCAGGAAUCAGCACCAUCGUCCUCUAUCACAUGAUCACAUGGGGUUUAGCCGUGCUGCUGUGUGUGGAGGGGAUAGCCAUGCUCUACUACCCAUCCAUCUCCAGCUGUGAGGAUGGCCUGCAGCAUGCUGUCCCUCACUACAUCACCACCUAUGCUCCUCUCCUGCUGGUGCUGAUAGUCAAUCCAAUGCUGUUCGCCAGGACCGUCUCUGCAGUGACAUCAUUACUGAAGGGACGACAAGGAAUCUACACAGAAAAUGAGAGACGCCUGGGAACAGAGAUAAAAAUACGCUUUUUCAAAAUCAUGCUUGUUUUCUUUGUUUGCUGGCUCCCCAACAUCAUCAAUGAGAGCCUGCUGUUUUAUCUGGAGAUGCAGACGGACAUAAAAGCCGGUGACCUUAAGAAUGUACGCAACGCAGCCCUCAUCACUUGGUUCAUCAUGGGCAUCUUGAACCCCAUGUCAGGCUUCCUCAACACGUUGGCCUUCCACGGCUGGACGGGCUUGGACAUAGACUGCAGCCUGCAGAGGAGGAGAGAGCUGGCCUGGGACUCCUCCACCUCUGCGGCUAAUGUAGGGGGAUACAAUCCCAUCGUGGGCUCCACACUACUCUACCAGAGCCACGUUCAGGAUGCCAAGAACAUGACCGGCAAGAACAUGACGGGAAACGGACAGCCACCCUCUGACGCCAUCAGCGUCCUAUCAGAAGGUUCAGAGUCUAGUACAAUUGAAAUCCACAUGUCCACUGAGCACCGAGACUAUGAGGAUAUAGACGCAGAUGGAGAGUCGUUGGGGAGCUCUGCAAAGCACUAGCCGGAGCCAAACGCUUCUGCGUCGUCCUCCACCAGCCUCCACCCUCUGCACCCUGUAUCCCUCCACCUACUCCCCCCUCAAGAGCCUCCGGUGGUGUUAAACACGAUCGGUCUACCUGUACCGUUCCGGUUCUCUUUACGGUUGCCUCAUUACUACUGUAAACCAGUUAAAAGGUUUGAUGUUAUGUAAGAGCACAUCCCUCGUCUGUCCCACUAUGUUCAUACGUGACCAGUCCCGAUGGAAUAGCCAGUUACUUUGUAAUUGCACUGAGCACAUCCUUAAUUAGCAUUUGCUGAAGACUGUGUGGUGUUACAUUAUUGAACCAUCAACUGUACAGUAAUGGAUAAGUCCCCAGGGCUUCCUCGCCGCCUCAUGUUCAAUUCAGAUAGUCAAUAGUACAAACCUGACAUUUCCUAAUAGGUUUUCCAUCAGUCGGCUGCCCUUUAAAUGUGCCUUAAUUACUGCAGAAGCAUGUCUUUGAUUAAAAACUUCUGCACAUUAAGUCACGUCUUGUUAACAAUUAGCUACCAAAAGCAUAAAAUGACUAUUUUACCUGA
Molecule: messenger RNA, 2104 nt
Organism: Esox lucius (northern pike)
Lineage: Eukaryota; Metazoa; Chordata; Actinopteri; Esociformes; Esocidae
Gene: gpr143
Product: G protein-coupled receptor 143
Exons: 9
Coding region: 285-1547 (420 amino acids)
Biological process (GO): cell surface receptor signaling pathway; regulation of calcium-mediated signaling; G protein-coupled receptor signaling pathway
Cellular component (GO): melanosome membrane; plasma membrane
Molecular function (GO): L-DOPA binding; dopamine binding; L-DOPA receptor activity
Source: RefSeq, a predicted model, not a curated record